GAAAUAUUUGCUGUGUCUCAGGGGAUUGUAGGAAUACGAGGAGUUUUCAGCAACAAAUUUUUAGCGAUGUCAAAAAAAGGAAAACUCCAUGCAAGUGCCCGGUUCACAGCAGACUGCCAGUUUCGGGAGCGCUUCCAGGAGAACAGCUACAACACCUAUGCCUCGGCUGUCCACCGCAGCCCGCGCUCGGGCCGCCAGUGGUAUGUGGCGCUCAACAAGCGGGGCAAAGCCAAGCGGGGCUGCAGCCCCCAUGCCCGGCCCCAGCACGUCUCCACGCACUUCCUCCCCCGCUUUCGACAGCCCCAGCCCCCCGAGCUCGCCUUCACCGUCACCCUCCCUGAGAAGAAGCCCCCGCCGCCACCGAAACCAAAGGUUGCUCCGUCCCCGCCUCGGAAAAAUCCCAGCCCCGUCAAGUACCGGCUAAAGUUUCGCUUCGGGUAG
Pygoscelis adeliae (Adelie penguin) is the source of this 441-nucleotide messenger RNA. RefSeq names its product fibroblast growth factor 5 (gene FGF5). Gene Ontology annotation, biological process: animal organ morphogenesis; regulation of cell migration; positive regulation of gene expression. The transcript is spliced from 2 exons. Gene Ontology annotation, molecular function: growth factor activity; fibroblast growth factor receptor binding. The record is from RefSeq and is a predicted model, not a curated record. Gene Ontology annotation, cellular component: cytoplasm. The coding region runs from base 67 to 441 and encodes 124 amino acids. Lineage: Eukaryota; Metazoa; Chordata; Aves; Sphenisciformes; Spheniscidae.